Dunckerocampus dactyliophorus (ringed pipefish) is the source of this 1232-nucleotide messenger RNA. RefSeq lists its product as uncharacterized. The record is from RefSeq and is a predicted model, not a curated record. Lineage: Eukaryota; Metazoa; Chordata; Actinopteri; Syngnathiformes; Syngnathidae. Bases 399 to 920 code for a protein of 173 amino acids. The transcript has 6 exons.
AAAGACCUGAAGUGGGACACACAGAAAAGUCCAUUCAUGACCAUGCCGCUGUAAUGAUGGUUUUUUUCCAUCACGUAUGCCUACGUAUGCAUACGUGACUUUCUGCGUGACGCUCAAUGACAGUAAAAUAACUGCAUUUAAGGAUCACAUUUCCUGUACAUACAAACAAAAAGGUAGGAUCAUUCCACUAAGAUGGAGGACGAAGGUGAGGCUGGAACAUGCACAUUAAGUUAGGAGGAACGACCCAGAAACCCUCCUAAAAACCUGACUUGACACUGCCAAAAACGCUCCUGAGAAACCGCUACUUCACUGGUACUUUACUAGUACUGACUGUGGCCAUCCAGCGCUGUGACACAUACCGGGCUGAACAUAGCAGCCAAUGAGGAGUCUGUGUUGCCAUGGGAGGUCCACCAGCAAGUGGCAGCAUGGAACCAUCAAACAAAAUGUUCAUGGAGAAUCUUCAGCACUCACGUCGCCAUCAUAACUUCUUUCUACGGGCUCGACCUUACAGGGGGGAGCUUCCCACAGUGGCAGGCUUUCUCCUCUACCCAGAUACCCCAGCCAAGAUGGAGACCACAUCACAUGACGAUUUCUGCUUCAAGACCGUCCCACAGCGAGACAAAGGCAUGAACAUACUUCCCCAUUCUCCAGACAGACAGGAAGUGGACACAGCAGCAGACAUGGCCAAGCGAGCAGACCCAGUUCAAGAUCCACAAGCGGAGACGAUGCGAUCUCAGUACCAGAAGGACUUCCCUCCUCCAUCCUCGUGGUGCAGGAGGAGCACACCCGCUCUCCCACAGCCGGACAACAUCGGCAUCAACCCGGCUUUUAGGAUCGACUUCAGGACAGUCCAGAGGGACACAUUCCCCGACUGGGCCAAACCCAAGACGGGAGUGGCAAGAUCUUCUCAAACAUACUGAAGAUGGACAUGCCUGAGACUUUAAAAGACCUUGUCACCGCUCCUUGGCCGAAUUGUAACGCCAUGAUGUUUGAAUCCAAAAUGAACAAAAUACAAAGUAAACAAUGUGCUUUUAUUUUAAAAACACUAAACAAGAACGUAGCAUUGUCCAGUUUCUAUCUAAACACAGUCACCAGGGGGCAUCCUUGCAUGAUACCUGAUGAUGGCUAUGAUAUGCUGUGAUGUAUACAGCAACCUUGCAAUAUUUGAUGUUCUUUUUUGGCAUUCACAUGCAAUUUAUGAGGGGAUUUCAAGAAAUUAAAUAGUUUUUAUC